Molecule: messenger RNA, 6220 nt
Organism: Phyllopteryx taeniolatus (common seadragon)
Lineage: Eukaryota; Metazoa; Chordata; Actinopteri; Syngnathiformes; Syngnathidae
Gene: prmt8a
Product: protein arginine N-methyltransferase 8-B
Exons: 10
Coding region: 4371-5375 (334 amino acids)
Biological process (GO): peptidyl-arginine methylation
Cellular component (GO): plasma membrane
Molecular function (GO): protein-arginine N-methyltransferase activity
Source: RefSeq, a predicted model, not a curated record
GGAUGGCAGCAUAUGUUUCUGCAAAACCUGUGUGUACCUUUCAGCAUUAAUGGUGUCUUCACAGAUGUGUAAGUUACCCAUGCCAUUGGCACUAACACAGCCCCACACCAUCACAGAUGCUGGCUUUUGAACUUUUCGUCCAUAACAGUCCGGAUGGUUCUUUUCCUCUUUGGCCUGGAGGACACGACGUCCACAAUUUCCAAAACCAAUUUGAAAUUUGGACUCGUCAGAUCACAGAACACUUUUCCACUUUGCAUCAGUCCAUCUUAGAUGAUCUCGGGCCCAGAGAAGCCGGCGGCGUUUCUGGGUGUUGUUGAUAAAUGGCUUUUGCUUUGCAUAGUAGAGUUUCAAGUUGCAAUUGCGGAUGUAGCGCCGAACUGUAUUUACUGUUUAACGUGUUGCAGCCAUAAAAUUCUAAGUACAUGAUUAUUUGCUAUAAUAUUUAUAUUUAUUUAUUUAUAUUUAUAAUAUUUGAUACAGUGGAACCUCAUAAGUUGAACGGUGAAUACAAUUCAGUGUAUCUGUAAAUGGUGGUGCCCUGUGGUUGACCAGUACAGGGUUUAUCCCGCCUCUCUUAUUAAAGUCAGCUGACAUAGGCUCCAACUCACCCGCAACCCCAAUAACGACAAGCUGUGUAGAAAAUGGAUGUGAAUAGUGAAGUUUGGACAGCUGCGACAGAGCGCAAAAACUGGCGUACAUAUCUUGACUGACAGAAACAAUCGUGGUGGGGAUAGAUACAUGAGGUUCAUUGACAUAUUUCAGUUGCCAGCGGUUAUCACUUGCUCAUUCUGUCUUUAAUAAGGGUACUCGCUCACGUUGUUUGUUGCCACACCAGUAAAGGGCAGUGACAAUGCUCCAGUCACUCAUGGAACAGUACGCCUUCUUCGCAGAGAUGUCGCCAUGCGAGGCUGUCAUUGUGCCGCAUUUAAAGGGAAUGAGAGGAACCGCUUUAAUAAGCGGCAAGUCAAGUCGGCUGUUUUCCCUCCCACAGUGGCAUAGACCGCCCUUUUUCUCAACACACUGACUUGUGCGCGUCUGCGAAAUUACCAAAACCUGGUCUAACCCCCCUCCCUGCUGUGCCGGAUUUAUGCCAGUCACGAAAAAAAGAGCCCAUCCACAGUCUCUGACCUCGCAGCCUUUAUGAAGUCAAAAUAAAACAAAGUAUGCGCUGCUUUUAUUUUCAUGUGCACGUGUGUCUGCAGUGCAAGCAAACGAGCAAUGACUUGUCUUAAGUGUUCCCAAAUUAGAUAUUGUUGCCGUAUUUAGUAACUUUUCUGACCAUUCUAGCAACUACCCCCCUGUGGCACAGUGGAGUUUUUAAGCUGCCACUGUGGUUCUUUGUAUUCUGAUGGAUUUUUAUUGAAAAUUUCAGUCGGACAGAACAAAGUUUAAAGGGGAGUGACAGAAAUAAACAAAGUGGAGAGAGAGUGAAAGAGACAAAGAGACAAAGAGACAAAGAGAAGACAACAAAAGACAGGACAAGGAAAUUGACAUUGUCUCGCAUGCACAAUAACGUUCAGAAGUGACCUGUAAUUGCUGCACCUGCACUGCCGGGCCUAAGGACCCCAGCCCACCCAGUCGAUAGGCGGAGUCAGGCCUAGGGGCCCACCAGAGAGUGGCCCAGUGGAUGGGACACCACCCACACUGAGGGACCCAGGGUGGUGCACCGGCCCCACCGAGGCACCUCAAAACCGGCCGGGCACCAAACCCCCCCUCGUUCACAAAUGAAAACACUACUCUUGCCCCAUCAACCUCUCUGCUCCCUCCGCCGCCCCCAAAAAGUGCAAAAUGCUUGGUAGGCAAAUGCGCACUGACACAUUUGGGUACGAUGUGCUUUUAAUAUUCACAGUGCUUGGUGCUCAUGCAAUCCUGUGCACCACUUAUUGAAUGUGCACCCCUGCUUAUAGAACAACAAACCUAUAGCUAUUGUCCAUUUCCCAUAUGUGGGUUCAAAUUCUGACCAAUUGUAGGCAGUUUGUUAAAAAGCCCUUAAUUCAGUGGCAGAUGGAUGUUGACAUGCCCAGGUGAGGCAGUUUCUUCACCAGAAUCUCUGGAAUAAUUGUAUUAAAGGCAGAGCUGAAGUCUAUGAAGAACAUCCUGGUGUACUUCCCCCAGUUCUGUGGCUCGGUGCAGUGUGCAGUGCUAUGCUGAUAGUGCCCUCGGUGGAGCAGUUUGCUCUGUGAGCAAACUAGCGGGGGCCGAAAGAUGUGGGCAUGGAGGACCUGAUGCGAAACUAGUCUCUCAAAACACUUCAUUGACACCUGCCUGGGCGUAACAGAGCUCCAGUUAUUGAGGCUGACCACUGCUGGCGUUUUGGGGACAGGGACAAAAAUGUAUGACUUUACACAUAAAGGGAUGAUGAUUUGUGACAGGGACAGGUUGAAGAUUCUAGUGAAGAAACCAGUAACUUCAUCGGCACAGACUCAGAAUACCCUCCAAGGUACUCCAUCAGGGCCAGUUUCUUUCUUGGGGUUCACUUUCCUCAGCGCCUGUCUCACUGCAUGAUCCUGAAUACCAGUGUGCUGUUUGUGGGGUUGUGUUCUUGCUAAUGAAUUUGUUGAGUGCCAGCGAGCCUCGAAGCGGGCAAAGAAACCGUUGAGUUCUUCAGCCAGCGUGGCAUAGGUUUUUACAAAUGCUUGGUUACUGCCUUUGUAAUUGGUGAUGUGGUUGAUGCCCUGUUAUUAUCAGUUUUCAAUAGAUCUUUGGAACUGUGUGAAGUCCAAUCCUGCUUCAAACACCAUUAUUCCAGACCCCAAGAAACCUGCAAUCUUUGGUCUGAAUGACUACACGGCCAUUUCCCUGACAUCUGUCUGUCACAAAGUCCUUUGAAAGCCUCCUGCUGCACCACCUAAAGAGUGUCACAGUAGCCCUGCUGGACUGCAUGCAGUUUGCCUACCGAGCAAAUAGGUUGGUGGAUAACGCAUUCGACAUGGGGCUGCAAUUCCUGGAACACCUCGACGGCAUAGAGACCUACGCGAGGAUCAUGUCUGUGGGUUUCGACUCUACGUUAAACACCAUUAUCCCUGAGUUCCUGUCCUCCAAGCUCCUCUAGAUCAGCGUCCGCCAGCCAUCUAUCAGAGGAUUUUAAGCAGCCUGACGGGAGGACACAGCAGGUGAGACUGGGGGAAACUACUUAAUUCACACACACCAUCAUCACCAAGGCCCCUUUCUCAGCUGCUCUUUUAUCUCCACAUAAACGACUGCACCUCAAAUCACCCAGCUGUCAAACUCCUGAAAUUUGCAGACGACACUACUGUUAUCGGCCUCAUCAAAGACAAUGUCGAGUCUGCAAAUCAACAGGAAGCGGAGGAGUUGGUAGUCUGGUGCACCCAACACAACCUGGAGCUGAACACGCUCAUGACUGUAAAGAGGAUCCUGGACUUCAGUAAACAUCCUUCGCCACAGCUGCCCCUCACACUGUCCAACUACCCUGUGUCAACCGUCGAGACUUUCAAGUUCCUGGGAAUUACAGUCUCUCAGGACCCUGAAGUAGGAGGCCAACAUCAACUCCAUGCUGAAAAAGGCCCAGCAGAAGACUACUUCCCGCGGCUGCUGAGGUAGCAAGGCCUGCCACAGGAGCUGUUGAGGCAGUUCCACACAGCGGUCAUUUAAUCAGUCCUGUGUUCUUCCAUCACAGUCUGGUUUGGUGCUGCUACAAAGAAAAACAAAAUCCGACUGCAACGGACAGUUAGGACUGUUGAAAAGAUUAUUGGUACACCCCUUCCCACUUUUGAGGACUUGCAUGGUGCAAGAAGUAAGACAAAGGCAGAUAAAAUUCUCCUGAACCACCCUCCUCCCACCCACACACGCACACACACAUCCUGGUUGAACUUUUCCAGCUCCUUCCCUCAUGUAGGCGCUAUGGAACAAUGCACACUAAAGCCCGCAGACAUUACAAUAGCUUCUUCCCUCUUUCCAUUAACUUCUUAAACAGUUAACUUACAAUUCCAUUGUGACAUGUAACAUGUUUGUCAUGAUCUGUGCCCUGCAGUUGCCUUUUUGGAGCUUGGGUGGCGCUUUGUGCCUCGCUUUCCUCUCUCUCUCUCUCUCUCUCUCUCUCUGUCUUUCCAGCAAUCACCGCCUCCUUGCCCGCGCACCUGUUCCCAAUAAGUAUUCAUCACUGCCUGCAUUUAAGCCUGCCUGACCCAGAGAUCCGGUGUCAGAGUAUUCCCACUCAUUCGUGGUACACAGGCUGACUCUCGAGACUACUCUUCCUGUUUCAACAGCCAGUCCGCAUCAUUGCAUCACAGUCGGCUCAGCCAACCUCUUUGCCAAAGCCUGUGCCUUCCGUCCAGCCCACCCCAAGACCUCUUCUCCCACCACACACACCACAUGCUGCUAGCCUUCCCAGCUGCCCUGGACGGGGCAAGAUGGGAAAGCUGUGUAAUCCUGAAGAGAUGACCUCAAAAGACUACUACUUUGACUCUUAUGCCCACUUUGGUAUCCACGAGGAGAUGCUGAAGGAUGAAGUAAGGACGCUUACCUACCGUAAUUCCAUGUACCACAACAAGCACGUGUUCAAGGACAAAAUAGUUCUGGAUGUUGGAAGCGGCACUGGGAUCUUAUCCAUGUUUGCAGCCAAAGCCGGAGCAAAGCAUGUGUAUGGGGUUGAAUGUUCCAGUAUUUCGGAAUACUCAGAAAGGAUCAUCAAGUCCAACCACCUUGACAGCGUGAUCACCAUCAUCAAUGGAAAAGUGGAGGAGGUGGAGCUCCCGGUGGACAAGGUUGACAUUAUUAUAUCAGAGUGGAUGGGCUAUUGUCUCUUCUACGAAUCCAUGCUGAACACGGUCAUCUUUGCCAGGGACAAGUGGCUGAAACCGGGUGGAUUGAUGUUUCCUGACCGUGCCUCUUUGUAUGUGUUGGCCAUCGAGGACAGGCAGUAUAAAGACUUCAAAAUACAUUGGUGGGAGAAUGUGUAUGGCUUCGACAUGACUUGUAUCCGUAAUGUGGCAAUGAAGGAGCCUCUGGUUGAUAUAGUGGACCCCAAACAGGUGGUGACCAACUCCUGCCUGGUCAAGGAGGUGGACAUCUACACGGUGAAAACUGAAGACCUCUCUUUCACAUCAGCGUUCUGCCUGCAGAUCCAGAGAAACGACUACAUUCAUGCACUGGUCACCUAUUUCAACAUCGAAUUCACCAAAUGUCACAAAAAGACCGGUUUCUCCACAGCUCCCGAUGCCGCGUACACCCACUGGAAGCAGACAGUGUUCUACCUGGAGGACUACUUGACUGUGCGAAGAGGAGAGGAAAUCACUGGCAGCAUUGCACUGAAGCCGAAUGACAAAAAUAUACGGGACUUGGACUUCACCUUUGAACUGGAUUUUAAAGGACAACUGUGCGAGGCAGCCAUAGUCCACGACUACAAGAUGCGUUAGGUUUUUGCGGAAAUUGCGGAUAUGGACACCUGAGGAGAAGAGGAAGCCAAAAUACCCUUCCUGGACCACAGACACACAGAAGAAGGUGCGACGAGGACAGAAGGAUGGGGCAGAGGAAGAGAAGUGGCCCCAUUCACAACUCGGUAGGGAUGCUGUCAGCAAGGAAGCCAUGGGCACAGACUGUUAAACAACUUUGAAUGUAAAAUUGGAAAAAAAAAAUAAUAAUAAAUUCUAACUUGUUCUGAGUUAGAUUCUUGCUGUACAUGUUGGUGAAAUGGAGUGCUGUAUCUGUGUCGUUUGUUUUUCACCAUAACUUGGACCUCAGUGGGUAGGUGGCUGUACGUCAAUUUAAUCAUGUAUUGUCUAUGUUUUGUUUGUGGCAUAUUUUUAUUUGGUUGUGUUUGACCUUGUGCAGGCAAUCAGAUAAGCCAUUUAGUUUGUAGUUGUAUCAGUUAAUGUUCAGUAAUAGUAAAAAAAAAUAUAUAUAUAUAUUUAUAUAUAUAUAUUCUUCUGACCACCACAGCCAAGGACAAACCUGCUGCAGGAACUAUACAAAUAGCAGGACUACUUUGUAUGUGUGCAUUUUGUGAAAGGUAAUGUGUUAAACAGUUGGUGUACUAAUACCUCACAUGAUGGACAGUGUCAAAGGUGAAAGUGUUGCAAAAGUCCAUAUUAUGUUCCCUAUGUUGUAAGUUUGAACAGGCAGUGUUUGGUAUUGUUUGACCAGCUACUUCAGUAACUACUAGUGUAGAAUCUAAUGUGAUUCAGCACAAGAGCUGUAUGAUGCAGAGCAGUUCUACACCACUGCAAACUACAACUACAAUAAUAAACAUAUCACAAAAUCA